This is a messenger RNA of Cordyceps fumosorosea ARSEF 2679, 2565 nucleotides long. Its product is annotated as PalH/RIM21-like protein. Bases 1 to 2565 code for a protein of 854 amino acids. The record is from RefSeq and is a predicted model, not a curated record. Lineage: Eukaryota; Fungi; Ascomycota; Sordariomycetes; Hypocreales; Cordycipitaceae. Gene Ontology annotation, cellular component: plasma membrane. Gene Ontology annotation, biological process: cellular response to pH. The transcript has a single exon.
AUGGUGUCCGUCGACGCCGCCUCGGCGACGCUGACGGCGGCCGCGUCCCUCUGCUCCUCCACGCUCUACCCGGCCCUCGGCGUCAUCACCCUUCCCGACCUUGGCCUGCCCAUCACCCUCGCCGAACCACUCGUGCAGCAGGUCCCCUGUGUGCCUCUGUUACCGCGCGCCGACAGCCAAGACGGCGGCAGUAGCAGCAGCGGCAGCAGUAGCGCCGAAUCGAAACAGGGCGCGACGACGAGUGUCACGCCCAUCACCACAUCCGCUUCCGCAGAGGCGGCCGCCGUUACGAAACCCACAUCCACCGACGACGGCAACAUUACAAUAUCGGACAUUGUCGUCACCGCGACCACGGGCACCGCCACCGCCUCGGCCACGCUCAACUUUCACAACGGCGAUGACAACCCCAAGACGGUGCACAUAUCCAGCUUCGGCGACCCCUUCUACCUGUCCACCUCGCCCAUCAUAUACGCCCUCUCCGCGUGCACCAUUGUCUCCUGGAUGCUCGUCAUUGCCCUCUUCAUCACCACCCGCUCCACGUUCGACGGCGGCAUCGUAUACCUCGGCAGCCGGGGGAGCUUCACUGGCAGCUCCUCCUCGGGCGGCAUCAGCAUUGGCGGCCGCCCCUGGCUGCAAAAGAUUGCCGCCCUGACCGUCGCCAUAUCCCUCACCAUCGCCACGGCUGACACAAUGUCCAUUGUCAAGGACCAGUACAUCUGGGGCGUCACCAACGCCCGCCAGCUGCAGCGCGACGUCAUGUCCCGCAUGGAGCUCAAAGUCAUUCGAAUCAUAUCCGACACCUUUCUCUGGCUCGCACAAGCCCAGACCCUCAUCCGACUCUUUCCUCGGCACCGCGAAAAGGUUGUCAUUAAAUGGGUAGCUUUUGCACUAAUCAGCCUCGACAUUGUCUUCUCCUCGCUCAACAGCUUUCCUUUCGGGGAAUACGACAUCUUAAACGGCAACUACUCCGAUCCAAACGAGAACGGCGACGGCAAUUCUAACAAGGGCCUCGCCCACCCCAUCCCCGCCAUUAGCUAUGUUUUCAAGCUCUCGCUAGGGCUCCUUUACUUUUUCUGGGUCUCCUACUACGCAUUCUUGAAGCGACGGUAUGCCUUUUAUCACCCGCUUAUGAAAAACAUCAGCCUUGUCGCGGUCAUCUCACUGCUCGCCAUCACCGUGCCUAUUGUCUUCUUUAUUCUCGACAUUUCGAAACCAAACUUUACAGCCUGGGGCGACUAUGUUCGCUGGGUCGGCGCCGCCGCUGCCAGUGUCGUUGUGUGGGAAUGGGUCGAACGAAUAGAGGCCCUAGAAAGAGAGGAAAAGAAGGACGGCGUGCUCGGCCGUGAAGUGUACGACGGAGACGACAUGCUCGAAAUCAACGCCGCCGAAUACCCUUGGCGCCAUAAACAUGGCAAGUUUGGAGGAAGCGGUAGUAGCGGUGGAAGUCAUGGCAUGGAUUUGGAAGGCGGCCAGCUACAUCAUCGAUCCAACGGACAUGCCCUUGGUCCAGGCGGCUUUCAAAAUGGCCAGACCGGGCCAACCUCGCACGAACACGAAGGCCGGAGUAUGGGUGACAUACUGCGACCGCAACUUUGGUCGCAGCGAGCAGCACAGGCUGCGACGCCCAUAAGCAGAACGGAUACGCCCAGCGCAGCCAGCACGGUGUACGCCGUUCGAUAUCAGGGAGAAUCGAGAACGCCAGAGCCGCCCAUGCCCUAUUAUACGCAUACGUCUGAUUUAGCGCGACACCCAAGCGGGCCGCACAGUUACAGCGAGGAUGCUCAUGACGCACGAAGUCAUAAUGGACGAGGCACAGGUGCAAGAUACUCACCAGAUACGACUGGCGACGCUGCACACGUCGCAAGCGAAAUCAGUAGAGAGCCAAGCACGACAGUACCUCCGCGCGCAAGGAUCAUGCGCUCGGUAUCAUACAGCAACGAGCCGGAGGUUCAAGAUGGUGCCGACGACCAGCACACCGUAACUCGGGCCAUGGACUUUAACACCAUCACAGCAGGCAGCCGAGGGGGGCGGGGCGGCAGAUGGGAUAUACGUGGACGCCUAGAGGACUUUGCGGCAUCACAGGCCGACCGCUUCCGUGACAAGUUCCAUCCUUCCACAGAUACCGACAAGCUGCCCGUCACGGUAGUGCCGGCACCGCCUCGUGUCGGUGCCGCGCUGCAGCAAGUUCUAGAAGAAGACGAGGAGGGCAGCGAGGCACGACGGCAACACCAGCCUGCGCAGUCGCCGUCUCAGGCCGGGAGUAUCUACGGCGGCAGCUCGGCCAUUGACGCCGCGGCGUCGACGGCGUCGGAGCGGUACGCCAACGCGCCUACGCGAUCGUCACCCGCCCGCAGCCGACCGUCGCCGCUUCCCCUACCGGUGAACCAGCCGCCUCUAUGGCCGGGCGUGAACCGUCGCGCCGCUACGCUUGACGAUGAGGAUGACGAUGAGUCAUUUGAAGGCGAGGAAGACGAGGAAGACGAGGGUCAGUCGACGACGGACGAUGUGUCGUCUGUGCUCUCCCGGGAGCGGCCGCACGGAUCGUCGGCGUCCCGGACGGGAUAG